ACCACUUCCCUCCAGUCAGACUUGGCCCCAUUUAAUACUACUCUCUGUUUUCUACCCCUGAGCCAUCCACUCCACUAGUACUGUACCCCUAUCCCAUGCAACCUCAGUUUAUGCACUAGCCUCCUGUGUGGUACCUUAUCAAAAGCUUGACUAAAAUCUAGAUAAAUUACCUACGGCUAUACUGUUUCCCUCAUCUAACUGCUUUGUAAUGUGUUCUAAGAACUGUAGUAAGUUUGUGAGACACGACCUACCUCAUCUAAACCCAUGCUGAGAGUCCCUAAUUAGUCUAUACUGAUCUAAAUGCUCCCAAAUACUACCCUCAAUAAUUUUCUCCAGAAUCUUACACACACACACACACACACUGUAUACUAGUCAAACUGACUGGCCUAUAAUUACUAACAUCCUCUUUCCUACCUUUCUUAAAAAUGGGUGUAACAUUAGCUAACUUCCAGUCCUGAGGUAUCUCUACGUAGGAGCAAGUCUCAAAACAACGGUUUAUCUGCCACACCCGUUCAUGCCGGAUAAACCAAGGACUACUGUAAUGAUGUACUUUUUUCAUAGACGUUAAUGUUAACAUUCAAUACAUUCUUGCUGGAUUAACGGUAUCAACGUUAACAUUUACAUUAACAAUAUAACGAUGUUAAGAUUAUGAUUAACGAAGCCCACCACUGAUCAUUGGCACCUUCCUUAUAGACACAAGUCUAUUUUUCUGUCAAAGAAAGUACAUGAAAUAUUUCAGACGAUAAACUGAUGAUUCCCGUCAGCUUAACGCCAGUACUUUCCACUCUGUUGUGCUAUAAGGAAGUACCAUUGUAAAAGUCACACGAAUUUUGAACUGGAAACUUUACACGGGAAUUUUCGGGAAUACUCAGGAAUUUUCAUUAAAUUAGAGAAUUAAACAAAAUUGUCCUUUUUUAUUUUUUUUUACUUAUUUUUAUUUAUUUUUCAAGUUCAGUUUUAGGGGACAGUUGUUGAAUGUCCCGCUGGUGGCACAGGGGCAGGAUUUUUGAAGUGGCGCCUAUUGAGGCUCAUGUGGCUGGUGAGAGGCACACUGAUCCCGCGGUGAGUCUGAGCUGAUGCGAUCAGGACAGGACUGGCUCUGGAAACUGGAGUCACUGGACACGAUCAGUAGAGAUGAUUCAUGCACAGUGCUGUGCUAACUAAGGUUCAAGACUGUUUUAUCCACACUUUAUGAAGAUUGUAUUGCCUGUUUAAUUACAGUAUUAUCCCUGCCUGCUUGACACACACACACACACACACACACACACACACACACACACACACACACACACACACACACACACACACACACACACACCUCCAGUGUGUUCCUGCUGUAGUGCCUCCCUCACUCUGCCUCUCUGUUUCAGGGUGACAACCCCGAGGAGUGUCCAGUGUGCCUGACAGGCUUUGAUGACUUAGUACAGCGGCCACGCACUCUGCCCUGUGGCCACACAGUCUGCACACUGUGCACAGAUAAGCUGAAGGAGCAGGGCCGUGUUACCUGUCCGGAGUGCCGCGUCAGCCAUGUCGUGCCCGAAGGCGGGCAGUUCCCUGUCUGCUAUAUAGCUGAGGCCUUAAUAAGAAGGAUGAGAGAUGGCAAGGCGGCGGAACCAGCAGCAGCCUCGCCGCCACCCAGUGCCGGGAAGGGGAAAGGGGCAGCAGGAUCAGCUGGCAAGAAGGGAGCAGCGGGUCUCUCCAAGAAAAUGCGUUCCUUUCUGCAGGAACAGGAGGCCACAGUUGUGGCCGCCAUCACCGCCUGCCAGGAGGCUCAGUCCCAGCUGGACCAGUAUGAGGCCACCCUGACAGGCUGGGUCGAGCGGCAGCAGCAGCUGGAGGACAGCCUCCAGGGACUGAUGGACCAGAGCAGGAGUUCCAGGGAGCUCCUGCAGCAGGAAAAGUUCCGUGUGGCACCGAAGAGGAAGGAGGCAAAGAAGAAGGAGCAGGAGCUGCAGGCUGUGCGGGAGAAGUUGCGCACUCGUGCAACAGAGCAAGAGGCACUCAAGAUGGCUGCUGAAGUGAUUCACCUCACCAGUGAGGCGGAGCAGGUGUUGGAGGAGUGCCAGCAGUGUUUCCCUGACGCCGGCAUCCUCACCACCGCCAGGAAGGUGAGAGAGGCAUCUAGUGCAGCCCUGGAGGCCGCCAAGGCUGUCCAGGCGGCUCUGGAAACUGUUUCUACAGAAGAACCCAGGCCCCAGUCAGUCCCAGAAGAACCCAGGCCCCAGUCAGUCCCAGAAGAACCCAGGCCCCAGUCAGACCCAGAAGAACCCAGGCCCCAGUCAGACCCAGACCUCACCAUCAUGGAAAAAGUGCAGUUCAUCUUAAAGCCAAGCUUGAAGGCCGAGGACUUCCGCAGUCUGACACAGCGCACCAGGAGCCUGCUGCAGGCUGGCCGGGUGUUUGCUGUGCACCAGGUGGAAGGUCAGCUCCGACAAGCAAGAAUAGGCCUCGAAGCCGGCCGGGUGUGCCUCCAUGCCCUGGCGGACCAUCCCCCGCCACUGGGCGCGUCAACCCUGCAGGUCAGCCAGGUCGUGCCGCCCUCCCCCCCCUGCACGGUGUUCCUGGACCUGUCCUGGCCGGGCCGUGCGCCGCGCCGGGUCCACAUCCGUCUGAGCCCCGACACCCAGCGGGGCCGCCAGUUCCUGAUGCUGUGCACGGGGCAGCGCGGCCCCUCCUACCGCGGCACCAGGCUGUACGAGGUGGUGUUGAAGGGGGGGCCGGGAGAGUGGGUGUAUGGCGGGGACUACGCGAGUAAUGAUGGUGAGGGGGAAUGUGUGCUGCUGCCUGGCCUUGAGGAGGGUGGGGAGAGGAGGCCAUGGCGGGCAGGGGAUGUGUGGGGGGAGGGGAGGCAGGGUGUGUUUGGCAUCACCACCAGGGACGAUCAGGGUGGGUGGCGUUGUUGUUGUGUCUUCGGUGAGGUGGUGGAGGGACUGCACGUGGUGGCCGAGGCAGCCCAACACAGCGACAUUAAGGAGGUGACUGUGGUGGACUGUGGCGUGGUGCUGUAAGGGUAUACUGGCCUGCACCACCACCACCACCACCACCACCACAACAUUAAGGAGGUGACUGUGGUGGACUGUGGCGUGGUGCUGUAAGGGUAUACUGGCCUGCACCACCACCACCACCACCACCACCACAACAUUAUAGAGGUGACUGUGGUGGACUUUGUGGUGUUGAGGGUACUGGCCUGCACCACCACCACCACCACCACCACAACAUUAUAGAGGAGAUUGUGGUUGUUUUCUUAAUGUAUUGUUGUUGUUUUUUAUUUCCUGUAACCUCAAGUUCAGUAUAAUGUGUUGGUCAGUUUCUUGUACUAUUGAGCAUGAUGUUUUGUACAGUACAGUAAUCCCUCCUUAUACACGGAGGUCAGGUUUCAAAUUAGACCGUGCAUUAAGAAAAAUCGUGUAUAACUACAUUAGACACUGGGAAAGGGCAGAAAAUUAAAGUUUACCCUCUUUUACUCAAAUUACUUAGUGUUCUUUUGCUGUGAAUUUCCCUUUUCUUCUAACACUUAAUUUUGAACGAGAACAUUAAUUGUCCGUCAUCCAAGGCUUCAUUAAACCAGUGUUUCUCUACACACAAAGGAAACAGUGUCCGCGCUGGACCUGUUUGCUGCUUCGUGCUGUUAAGUGUGUGUGACCUUCACGGAUGGAAAAAAAUAUCAUUUAUGCAAUAAAAGGAAUUGAAACUGGA
Eriocheir sinensis (Chinese mitten crab) is the source of this 3696-nucleotide messenger RNA. RefSeq lists its product as uncharacterized. The transcript has 4 exons. Lineage: Eukaryota; Metazoa; Arthropoda; Malacostraca; Decapoda; Varunidae. The record is from RefSeq and is a predicted model, not a curated record. The coding region runs from base 1590 to 3008 and encodes 472 amino acids.